CGCACCGAACAAAUAAAAAUAUAUAAUUAAUUUAGUGCACACGGAGUGGGGAAACGAAAAGGAAAGCUCUCUCAUUGCCAAAUUGCCCCCGACUCAAGCCCCCCGCGCCGCCGGCGUUGGUGGAAUCGAUCGACCCGGCCUCGCCGGACAAUCCACCAGCGUUGGUUUCACCUCAGGUGGGAAUCGUAUCCCUGGACGACGAGGGGCUUGGGGCUAGCUACCACAACGUUCUGAGAUGGUCUUGUCGUACACCAGCUGUUUGCUGAAUUUUCUCUGGGCUCAUGGUGUUCCCUUUUCUUUUGAGACGACUUUUGCCCCUUUGUCCCCAGCCAUGAGAACAUCGUCUGAAAAAACUCGGUUGAAUGUGGGACUUCACUGUCCAUGCUACCUCUGUGACGCCACUCAACUUCAUUUGGAUAGGUUUUGCAACCUAAUUUGCUCAAGCAGGGCAGAUAGCAUGACUGGUAUCGUAAGAGUCUUAGCAAGUGAAACUCAGGACAAGGAUAAGCCCGUCGCAGGAGGAUAUCAUGGCAUGCCCAUGUCUUCGAAUGGUUAGGUUUUUGUGCAUGGAAGAUGACAAUGAGGUCACUGGAGAGUCACCUGUGGCUGAUGAAUGGGAUAUGUUGUCCCUGACUUCAUCAAUAUAUGCUAGCCCAUUAUUCCGAAGAGGAUUUGAUCCAAUUAAUUUGCCUGGAUAUGGGAAUGUGAUUAAUAUUCAGGAAGGCACACAAACUGGAUUAGUCAUGUCAGAUGGCUUCGUGUUCCCUCCAAGUGAGCAUGAAAAUUUGCCAAUAGAACCAGAGCAUGAGGAUUUGCCAAUAGAACCAGGGCAUGAUGAAUCAAAUACAAACAGCGUUGAAAAGGAAAGUAGUUGUGCUGGAAAUAACGAUGAUGACUGGUGUCAUGUUUCACCUGAAGAAAUCGAUGACGUAAGUAAUGAAAAUCUAGCUGACAACAGUGACUUGCCUACUGCCAGUGAAGCUACGGUACCAGAUUCCCAGCCUACAGAAAUAAAUGCUAAGCGAGAGAAAGAUCAUAGGACAUGCAAGGCUGAUCAUACUUGUGAAAGAUGGUGGAAAAAGAAAACCACGUAUCUAUUUCAUCAUAUAAAAGGAGUGACUACACUCUGCUCAGUUGUGGCAGCUGGUGCUGUUGUUGGUUUUGUUGUAAUGGGUCAGAGGUGGCAGCAGGACCAUUGGCACCUUCAUCAAUUUAAGUUCAGUGUCAGCGGUGAGAGCAUGAAUCGAGUCAUUGGAGCAUUCAGUCGUUUGAAGGAUGGGCUUCCUGGGAGUGAGCAACUAAGAUCUAUGCUGCCGACUCGCGUACUCCCACAACAGCCGCUGAGCGCUUGAGUACAUGCACCAAAUUUUGGUGGGCUGCUUCUAGUGUCAAUUUUUGUUGCUUAUAUGAUCUUGAGAAAGUUCAUUCUUUUUCUUGUGCUACUUGAUUUUAUGUUACUGUAAAUUAGUGGUCGAGACUUCUCACGGUGCUGUUCUUUAAAACAUAGCAACCGUGAAGGGACAUGGUGGAAACACAGAGGGCACUAUAACAAUAUGUAUCCAUAUCACCUGUUUUACUUUCUAUCUCAAUGACAUGUGCUUGUAGUUUGGCUUGUU
This is a messenger RNA of Zea mays, 1616 nucleotides long. RefSeq lists its product as uncharacterized. The record is from RefSeq and is a predicted model, not a curated record. Bases 528 to 1352 code for a protein of 274 amino acids. The transcript has 4 exons. Lineage: Eukaryota; Viridiplantae; Streptophyta; Magnoliopsida; Poales; Poaceae. Gene Ontology annotation, cellular component: intracellular membrane-bounded organelle.